CUGUUCUGGUACAGCCACGCUCAACGCUGGCUCUGAGCCUACCCCUAGCUUGGGGCUUGUGACUUUGCCAUUCUGUGCCGGAGUUGGGGUGGGGGCAGAGGGUGGUCUCACCUGCCUCAUCCUAGUGGUGGAGAUCAAGGCCUCUGAAGAUGGGCUCCCAUCCUCCGGGGUGGUGGCAUUUUCUGACUCCAGAGGGGGUCUCAAGCCUGUCCCACUUGUGGGAGGCUGAGAGGUGGUGCUUCCAGUUUUAGACCCAUGAUGGCUGAAAGGCACAGACCUGCUCACGUCAGAAUGGCCAGUCUGGAUGCCUUCAGGUUACACGUGCAGAAACUGAGACCCAGGCAAGGGCAGUCCCUUCCUCCUCCAGGGUCACUCCGGUUAGAGGGGCUUGGACCCCCAGUUUCUAGACUCUGUCAUCAUUCUGCUCCCAGUCCUCAAAGACUGACAGAACGUGGCUUAAGUACCUACUAAGUGCAGGAGUCUGCUGGCUGCUGGAGUCGCGAAACAGCUGCCCUCAAGAGCUUCUUGCCAAACACGUGAACUCCAGGCCAACACGCAGGUGCAGGCAGGUGCUGGCUUUGUCCGCAGACUCCGUACUGUAUGAGAUGCUCCCCUCUUCAUCCUCCAGUGAGGGCAAGGAGCCCUGCGGGAGAAAGCAGGGUCCAAGUGUAGAUCUAUGGUGGAAAGAUCACAGAUGGGAGGGCCAGAGAUGCCUUUUUAUUCCCUUGGGUCUUGAGCUGUAUCUCCUAUAGCCUCUAAAGCUGAAACUUCUCUCUUUUUAAAAGGACCCCUGACUGCCCCAUUUCCUGACCAGCACCCUCCAUCCCAUGGUCUCCCCAGUUUCCUUUGUUGCUUCAGUUCCGAUUCCGAUACCCUGGUUCCGGGCCCUGCCAGAGUUCUGGUUCCAGAAGGCCCCUCCCAGGUGCCUUAGGCCUCCCUCCCACCUGGGCACAAGGCAACGCUGAAGACAUGGGCAAGAGCAUCCCCCAAUACCUAAGGCAACUGGACAUCCGCAAAAGUGUAAUGAGCCUGGCCACAGGCGCCGGGGCCGUCUACCUGCUCUACAAGGCCAUCAGGGCCGGCAUAAAAUGCCAACCGCCCCUUUGUUCCAACUCACCCGCCUGUAUCGCCCGUGAGUGUCCGGGCCCUGGGGAGAGGGCUCUGCCCCAGGAGGCACCUGCUCCCGAGGUCUCCGAUGUGGGAGGGCCCAAAGGCCUGGCAAUCGAACGAGAGCGGCACGGGCGGGACUCAGGCGAGGUCCGGAGGCUCCUCAACUCUUUGGAGUGUAGACACGAUGAGUACGCCAAGAGCAUGAUCCUGCACAGUAUCACGCGCUGCGUGUACUUGCUGGAGGCUGAGGCCUCUGCUUGUACUACCGAUGACAUCGUGUUGGUGGGCAGCAUGCUGGAGGACAAGGACAACAGUGUCAAAAUCCAAGCUCUGAACUCACUUAAAGCUUUCUCUGGCAUCAGAAAAUUCAGGCUCAAAAUCCAGGAACACUCCAUCAAGGUCCUGGAACUGAUCUCCACCGUCUGGGACACAGAGCUGCACGUUGCGGGCCUCAGACUGCUCAACAACCUUCCCUUGCCCGACUAUGUGCAUCCGCAGUUGCGACGGGUGAUGCCUGCCUUGAUGGAGAUCCUGCAGUCAGACCACAUCCUGGCACAGGUGCAAGCCGUACGGUUGCUGAGCUACCUGGCACAGAAGAAUGACCUCCUCUAUGAUAUUCUCAACUGCCAGGUGCACUCCAACUUCCUGAAUCUGUUCCAGUCCACAAAGCCAGGGAGUCUCCUGUUUGAGGUACUGGUGUUUGCUGAGCGGCUGAGUGAGGGCCAGAAUGCAUCCCACUACCGCGCCGUGAAAUGGCAUUACAACGAACAGUCUCUGCACGAAGCUCUCUUUGGGGACGAGUCGCGCCUGGCAGACCGGCUGCUUGCCCUGGUCAUCCACCCUGAGGAGGAUGUUCAGAUCCAGGCCUGCAGGGUCAUAGUCAGCCUGCAGUGCCCCCCGGACUUGGGAGUCCGGCCCUCCUGCCAGCCCAGUCAUUCCUACUUUAAAUGCGGGGAAUAAAAUUACGGAGAGCCAAUAAAUGAGUAUGGACAGGAGCUUGAA
This is a messenger RNA of Propithecus coquereli (Coquerel's sifaka), 2112 nucleotides long. RefSeq names its product armadillo repeat containing 12 (gene ARMC12). NCBI's taxonomy places the organism in Eukaryota, Metazoa, Chordata, Mammalia, Primates, Indriidae. Gene Ontology annotation, cellular component: nucleus. The transcript has 6 exons. The coding region runs from base 970 to 2070 and encodes 366 amino acids. The record is from RefSeq and is a predicted model, not a curated record.